Molecule: messenger RNA, 367 nt
Organism: Staurois parvus
Lineage: Eukaryota; Metazoa; Chordata; Amphibia; Anura; Ranidae
Source: the annotation of a GenBank genome assembly
AUGUAUAUGAAAUGGUUUGAUACAGGAAUGUUUUACUAUGUGAUUUUAGUGUAUUGAGUGAAUGUCACUUUUUGACAUUUUUACAUUUCCCGCCAGUUCCGUCCCCAUACGUCCCGACGUCGCAGGGAACGGAACCCGGAAGACAGAUGCCGGCAUCUGCUGGAGAACAUGGCCGGGGACACUGCAGGAGGGACAUCGCGGGAGCGCAGGACAAGGUAAGUGAAGAACAGAUCCCGGAGCAACGCUGCAAGUGUAUUCCCGAGUGUAGCUCGGGGUUACCGCUUGUGGUGCUGAAACUUUACCCCGAGCUACACUCGGGAAUACCGCCAGGGGGGGUUAAGCCUUUUGCAGCGCUAAUUAAAUGAUA